Messenger RNA from Echinostoma caproni, 699 nucleotides. The record is from the annotation of a GenBank genome assembly. Lineage: Eukaryota; Metazoa; Platyhelminthes; Trematoda; Plagiorchiida; Echinostomatidae.
AUGGAGGUUGACAAGUGGAUAGAGUCUAUCAAGACUUGUAAAUACCUACCUGAAAAUGAACUUCGUAAAUUGUGCAACUUCGUUAGUGAGUUGCUCAUUGAAGAGUGCAAUGUGCAGCCGGUCAGCUUCCCGGUGACCAUUUGUGGCGAUAUUCAUGGCCAGUUCUACGAUCUCCUCCAGCUGUUUCGAACUGGUGGAGAGCUUCCGGAUACGAAUUAUAUAUUCAUGGGAGAUUUUGUUGAUAGAGGAUAUUAUAGCUUGGAGACCCUCACCUUACUCCUCGCCCUGAAGGCGAAGUAUCCAGAUAGAAUCACACUUCUCCGAGGCAAUCAUGAAAGCAGACAAGUCACACAGUGCUAUGGAUUUUACGACGAAUGCAUUAACAAAUAUGGCAAUGCGAAUCCCUGGCAUCAUUGCUGCAAAGUGUUUGAUUUAUUCACUAUUGCUGCUCUGGUCGAAGAAUCCGUCUUGUGUUUUCACGGUGGCCUUUCUCCAGAAAUAAAAACUCUGGAUCAGUUGCGUACUAUCGAGCGCAAUAUGGAGGUUCCGCAUACUGGUCCGCUUUGCGACAUUCUGUGGUCUGAUCCCGAUGAUGUUCCCCAGUGGACUGUUAGUCCUCGUGGUGCGGGGUACUUGUUCGGAGCCAAGGUUACCCAAAAGUUUGUGGAUCUCAAUGGAAUUCAAGUUGUUCCACCGUAA